This is a messenger RNA of Striga hermonthica, 2298 nucleotides long. NCBI's taxonomy places the organism in Eukaryota, Viridiplantae, Streptophyta, Magnoliopsida, Lamiales, Orobanchaceae. The record is from the annotation of a GenBank genome assembly.
AUGUGGAAGCUUUGGUUCAUCUGCACCUUAAUUUCGCUUCUCAUCUGCCUCUGCUCUUCCGUGGCUAUAGUUGCUGCUGCUCAAGGAUCAAGGACCCGACACAGUAAAUGGCUGACACUUAGCGGUAAGCCACCUUUGGUCAUAGCAAGAGGUGGGUUUUCGGGGGUUUUCCCGGAUUCAAGUUCUUAUGCGUAUCAGCUGGCGGUGGAGACUGGCUUGCCCAAUUUACACCUAUGGUGCGACGUGCAGCUUACCAAAGACGGGCAUGGUGUCUGCCUUCCAGAUGUCAGGCUCGAAAAUGCUUCGGACAUCGACAGUGUGUACAGUGAUAGGCGCAGUACUUAUUCUGUGGAUGGAGUCCCGCUUCAAGGAUGGUUUUCCAUGGAUUUCACCUUAAACGACCUGCGACCCGUCAAUCUGAAGCAAAGGAUAUACACCCGAGCCCCGAAUUUUGAUGGUACUCCAAUGGAAAUUCUUACGCCCAAUGAUGUGAUCAGUCUGGCAAAACCGCAAGGAUUAUGGUUAAGUGUUCCGCAUGAUGCAUUUUUUAGCCAACAUAAUCUGAGCAUGAGGAGCUACAUUGUUUCGGUAUCUAAACGCAUGGUAGUCAAUUAUAUUUCAUCUCCUGAGGUGGGUUUCCUGAGAAGUAUCACGUCGCGCUUCAGAACGAGCCCGACAAAGCUUAUAUUUCAAUUUCUGGGGCCUGAUGAUAUAGAGCCUACGACCAACCAAACAUAUAGCUUUCUUAUAAAGAAUUUCAAACUUAUCAAAGAAUUUGCAACAGGAAUUCUUGUUCCAAAGAAUUACAUAUAUCCUGUAGACAACAGCCUCUAUUUACAGAAUUACUCGUCUCUUGUACUGGAUGCACAUAAAGCUGGCUUGGGAGUUUUUGCAUCCAAUUUCAUGAAUGAUGCACCUUUACCGUAUGAUUACAGCUAUGAUCCCGUGUCCGAGUAUCUAUCUUUUGUUGACAACGGUCGAUUUUCUGUUGAUGGUGUGCUGUCUGACUUUCCAAUAACACCAUCUGCAGCCAUAGAUUGCUUCUCUCACAUGGGCAAAAAUAAGACAGUGCAAGCGGAACUUUUGAUUAUAUCUUCUGAGGGAGCUAGUGGAGAUUAUCCUGGUUGCACUGACAAAGCUUACGCUAAAGCUGUAUCUGAUGGUGUUGAUAUACUUGACUGCCCUGUUCAAAUGACAAAUGACGGGGUACCAUUUUGCUUGGGGUCAAUUAACCUCAGGGAUAAAACAAAUGCCGCUGAAUCAAAUUUCAGUAACAUGGCAACAACCAAUUCUGACCUAAACAUAACGGACGGAAUUUUCACAUACAAUCUCUCUUGGAGCCAAAUUCAGAUGCUAAAACCUGCUAUUUCUAAUCCAUUUUCGAAGUUUAGACUCUAUCGAAAUCCAAGAGCCAGAUAUGACGGAAAGCUAAUGCAACUAUCUGAUUUUUUGGAAUUCUCAGAAAACGAAUCUUCUGUCUCUGGAGUGUUGAUAAGUAUAGAGAAUGCUGCCUAUCUAGCUGAAAAACAGGGAUUAGAUGUAACGAGAGCGGUUUUGGAUGCUUUGGCGAAGGCUGGUUAUAAUAAUCAGACAGCCAAGAAGGUCAUGAUUAAAUCAAGUGAUAGUGCGGUGCUCUCGAAGUUUAAGUAUAGCGGCAAAUAUGAGCUCGUUUACCUAGUUGAUGAGGAUGUCCGUGACAUCUUGAACUCAACUAUCUUGGAGAUAAAAAGAAUCGCAAACUCUGUGGUCAUCUCUAAAAAAUCUGUCUUUCCUUCCGAUCACCUCUUUCUCACUGGUGAAACAACAAUUGUUCCUAAGCUGCAGGCCUUCAAGCUCCCAGUCUACGUUCAAUAUUUUCGGAAUGAGUUUGUAUCUCAACCUUGGGACUUCUUCUCAGACCCAUAUGUGGAGAUUAACACCCAUGUCUUUUAUAUGGGAAUUAAUGGUGUCAUUACGGACUACCCUGGAACAGCUUCUAAGUUCAGAAGGAACCGUUGUCUAGGAUAUGAAAGUCCACCACCAUACAUGUCUCCUGUUCAGCCAGGGGGUCUUAUUCCCAUUAUGGCAACCACAUUCUUGCCUCCCGCUCAGCCUCCGAACCCUAUUCUGACAGCAAACGAUGUCGUCGAGCCUCCUCUGCCUCCUGUCGUGCAGAGGCCUCCCACUGUUGGAAAUCUUAGUGGCUCGGUUGCACCUGGUCCAGUUCGCCCACCCAACGGGCAGCCUACAAUCAUUAGAAGCUCUAAACUUGGUGUUUUUUUGGCUGUCCUUGUAUCUAUUCUCUGGCUAUCAGGUUAA